AUGCCCAGAGAACCAAAACCAGUGCUGCAUCCUCACGAGCCCUAUGAUCCUUACAAACUCUAUGAACAAUCAUUCAAACAAAAAGGACAAAGCAGAUAUGUUCUCUACAAGACGUACAAUUUAGGAAUGCUUUGGUGUUCAUUGACAUUUGGAUUUUUUGCACUUGAUGCAUUCAAUCCUUCACACUACAUUAGUGUUCGUUUGAACAUUUCGGAACAGGAAGCACAGGCCUAUGAUGAUUUAUUUGACUAUCCUCUUCGAAUUGCAUCGAUGGUGACAACAGGAAUUGCAUUUGUAUUGAGUGGAAUUUUAUUACUUCGGUUCUCUAUGCGACGAUCGAUUUAUUCAAAUAUUCACUUUGUUUUACAUUUCGGAACUUUGGCAGGGUUAGUAACGAGUGUCAUUGUACAGUAUCUAUCGAUUGUUGUUUUCUAUAUGAGCAUGAAUGGUGUAGUAGUAGAUAAUGAAAAGAUGGUUUAUUCUUUUCGUAUUAUCUGUGGCGUCGCACUGGCAGUUCAUGAGCUAUGUGCCUACAAAUUGCUCUCAGAGAUGUGUGAAACAAAUGGUUCGAGUCCUGGAAUUAUCAUCUCGUUUGCUCUCACCUCACGAAGUUUCAAGUUUGCUUUUGACGAAAUAAUUUCAUUGCAGGAUUGGAUUACACCAACACAAGUGAUGAGUGUUUUAUUGUAUUUGGGAUUUAUAGUCGUUAUUUUAGUGAUCUCGUAUACAAGUUUAGAGAUUUAUCAGUACCUUCAAAAUCAUCCCUCGUUAUUUGAUACAAAAAAGCAAACCUCAGAUUUGUUAAAGCAUCACAUUUAUGAUUCAAAGAAAAGGUUUUUUGAGAGAAUCAAAGAAGGAUUGAAAAGAAAUAUAGCAUACAUGAUCAUGAUGAUCUUUUUACUAUGUAUGACUGCAUUGUUUUGGUUUGGUGUUAGAAUCAUGCCUCUCAAUUCUGGGGGACAGUAUUGGGCUGAGCGUGUCAAUGUAGGGGUGAAUGAUAUCAUCUCAUUGAGAUUGGCCAUUCACUUUCUCAUCCUUGUCACACUUCCAUUUUUCGGAGCACUACUUGACCAAGGAGGUAAAAACAAGGAACAACGAAAGAAGGAGUUUCAACUGUUGGAAAUUAGAGAAAACAAAAAGACAAGCAUUCCUGAAAGCUCAAUUUCAAACAAAAGAAAAUCUUCAUUGCUGGAAAAGAUUUCAAAAUCAUUUCGAUUGAAAUUUAGAAUUGUUUUACUGUGUUUGGGAAUGAUCAUUGCAAUUAGUUCUUCAUUUUUCUACACGAUUGAUUCUCCUCAAAAUGUACCCCUUUAUGAUUUUUCACUUAAUAUUGUGACAUUCAUUCACUCUAUUGGAACUGCAAUGGCAACUAGUGCCAUACAUUUAAUACCAAAAUACUACUUUUCAGUGGUCAAUAAGGACGAAAUUGAAGAGAAGGCAAUUUAUUUGAAACGACGCUAUUACCGAAAUAUUCCACAAUAUUUAUUUUACCUUCAUAAUGUAUUUUAUGAACAAACAGAAUUUACUGGAGUGAGAUAUUUGGCGUGGUAUUCAUUACUAAGCACUAUUAAGAAUAUUUCUCUUCUCUAUCACAUGUAUGCCAAGUUUAGCAUGGAAAUACUCAUCAUUGCGGCCGUGUUAAUCUUUAUACUUUCCUUGAUUGCCUUUAUAGUAAUGACUGUAUUAUCCUAUGUUGAUUUUAAGUAUUUAAGGGCGAGAACUAGCAAUCAUUCCUCACAAAAAGAGAGUCUUCUUGAAAUUCCUCUCAUCUCUCCACAGGAGGAGCGUCGAGGGGAAAGUAUGGCUUCUCCCACGAGUACUUCUACUAACUUUGAUCCAUCGAGUUUCUUCACCAAGCAUGUAUUGCGAUUUAAGGGUUGGACUCGAUUAGCAGUGGUUGUGUUAACAUGGCCCAUUGAUUUAUUAAUGACUGCUAACGUUACACUUUUCAUUACGUGUCUUUGUGGAAUACCCACAAUCAUGUUGUCAUUUUACGAAGCGUUGGAACCUUCGAAUAGACAAAGUAGUCAUCCUGUUGAGAUUGCCUUCCUAUUUUGUCUAUUCUUAUUAUUUCUAUUUUCUUUUCUUUUUGUUUACAAGUCAACAUUCCUCAAAUUUAUGGGGCUCCAUUUCUUCAAGUGGACAAGAAGACUCUAUAAUUUAAUAUUUGAUAGUCCUUAUUCCACGAUUAGUGGUUAUGUGAAUUGUGCUUUUUCAUUUGCCAAGUAUGAAAGCAACUUGUUGGAGAUGAAAAAACAGAGAGAAAAGAGGGCAACGAAUAAGUCAGUUCCACUUGUGAAAACUUUGCAUAAUUUUAUUGACCCUGGUCAAAAGGACAGUUCCUACCAAUCCGAGGAAGAUGAGAAGCUUGGAGGAUAUUAUGUUUCCUAUGAGUUAAUGAGUACAACAGACAAGGAACAACCUGUCAUCCAUAGCAAUGAGGAUAAUUUGAUUUUAGAAGAAGAAACGAUUGAUUCAAAGCUAUUAACUCUUGCAGAUGAAGUGAAAGAAGACGAUUAUGUUAUUGUGACAGCCAAGGACGAUCGCGUAUUUCCAUACGAGGAUUUGGAAGACAACAAAAUUGAAAGAGUCAAAAUUCAACAUUUUAAAUCUAAGGAAGAUUAUGUGAAUUAUCUGAAUUCAACAGAGUUUUUACAAAAGUUCAAUGAGAGAGAUUAUUCAUUCACACGAAUUACAAACGGAACAGUUCUGUUCAAGAAGAGCAAAUAUAAGCAUGUCUAUACGAAUGAGAGAAAUUUGAAUUACAUUCGUUCCAUUAGGCCUGGAUCUAGCUUUACACUCUUUGUCAUUACCUAUUUUUGUGGAUAUUUCUUGAUCCCUCAAGUGUUUUCUUGGUUCAAAUUGGCACCGAUUCCCAUCGUAUCAAAUCCAUACACUUUCUUGAUUGUCACUUGUAAUUUCGUAUUUGGAUUUUUAAUGUUUUAUCCAUUAGUGGCUGUGUGGAUGGAUGUAAAUCAGUCCAUUACUGCUUCACUCAAAGAAGCAAUUGUCAUGCUUGAAGACACAAAAGAAAAACUUCAAAUUCAUCAUUCUUCAGAAAAUAUCGAAUAUGAUCCGACGAAACAAGUGAAAAUCAAAUGUUCAAAGGAUCAAUUUUACCUUUUCGAUUUGGACAUGAUCACCAAAUGGUACAAGAAUAUGACUUUUAUUCAGAAAACGGUGGAUGCGAAAAUGGCAACCAUGAGACACAACCUAAUUAUUGUGUUUGUUUUGGCAAAGGCAGGUUCUGUGGUACUUUCAUUAAUUUCUCUCUUCACAAAUAUCGAAUUCACUCCACAAAACUUUCAACCCAUGUACAUUGUACUUGGUUUGGAUAUGGCCGUCUUGUUCUUUGUAAUUGAUCCAUGCGCCACACUCUACUAUUUCCUUUGGAAGAAUAUUAUUACCAUGUUAAAGAUGAGAACUAAGGUGACUGGAUUGAUUCAUAACUAUCCUCAAGAUAAUAAGGAGAAAGUGAAUCAAUUUGCGCAAACCUUCCACUACAUUCAAUAUUGGAAUGAGUUGCAACGAAUGCAAAAUAUGAUUGGAUGCCGAUUUGAUAUUAAUGGAUAUCUAUUUCUUGUGGUGGACCAAAACAUGUACAAGAGUUGGUUCUAUUCCUUAUUGGCAACACUUCCUCCAGCAAUUGUCAAGUUGAUUAUUCAGAAAUUCUUCACGACGGGUGGAUUUUUCAAAAUUUAA
Messenger RNA from Naegleria fowleri, 3702 nucleotides. RefSeq lists its product as uncharacterized. The coding region runs from base 1 to 3702 and encodes 1233 amino acids. Lineage: Eukaryota; Heterolobosea; Eutetramitea; Acrasida; Naegleriidae. The record is from RefSeq and is a predicted model, not a curated record. The transcript is spliced from 3 exons.